Molecule: messenger RNA, 1097 nt
Organism: Culicoides brevitarsis
Lineage: Eukaryota; Metazoa; Arthropoda; Insecta; Diptera; Ceratopogonidae
Exons: 2
Coding region: 25-726 (233 amino acids)
Source: RefSeq, a predicted model, not a curated record
CAAAUUUUCACCAACAGAAGCAGAAUGGAACGAAAUAAACCGAUUUUCCUCGAAUUCAUCAAAAUCUACAAAAAUAAUCCCUGUUUGUGGGAUCCCAAGGACCCAAAUUACAAAAGUCGAGAAGGAAAAAAAUCGGCAUACGAACAACUUUUGGCUGUGAUGAAAAAAUUCGACCCUACAAAUCCCGAAAAUAACAUUGAAGCAGUUAAACGAAAAAUUAACAGCAUGAGAGCUUGUUUCAGAAGGGAUUAUCGAAAGGUUCUCAACUCAGGCAACAAAUACAAGCCAAAUUUAUGGUAUUACGACCAACUGCUUUUUGUGAAAAAUUACUGCAUGAAAGACGAUUUUAGGGCACUUUACGCCAAAAGACGAGCUCUUUUAGAGGGAACAUCAGAUACGGACUGUAGUUACAUCGAACAAGACGAAAAUUCACAAAGCAUGGAAGAUGCAGAUGACGAAGAGGAAAUUUAUGAAGUCACCGAAAUCGAAGAACAUCUCGACGAAUCGACUGAAGUUGAUACAAAAAAUGAUAAAAAUGAAAAUUCGAAUGAAAAAGAAGAUGAUUGCACUACUUUUGGCAAACACAUUGGCAUCGAAUUACAAUUAAUGACUGAGCGACAACGAAUUAUCGCAAAAAAGCUCCUUUCUGACGUCGCCUACUACGGCAGACUCGAACGCCUGACUGAAUUUACCGAAAUUACGAGUACAAAAAAGCCAUUAGAUUAAAAAUUAAUUUAAUUUAUUUUUUUAUGAACGUUUUUUAUGUGUCGCGAUUUGUUUCCUGUGUUCCGGAAUUUUUUCUCGCAAAAGUCACAAUGAUACAAAAAGACUCCAGAAUGAGUAGCGAGGUGAUUUUUCAAAGAAAUUUUUGAUGAAAACGAUUUUUCGCACGUUGGACACUCGAAAAGUCUUUUAAUUUCCGAAUGCAUUCGUUUCAUGUGAAUUUCAAGACAUUUUUUGUUGGAAAUAUUUUUAUCACAGAUGUUGCAAGUUAAAUUCAGGCUUCGUUCUUCAUGUCUUUGAAGAUGGGCUUUCAUAUCGAAAACGGAAAUCCCGCAUUGAGGACAUUUUUCUUUCAGUCUUUUGUGAUUUGAAUG